AUGAUCAUUAUGGACAGUUUUGCUUUGCCUGUAGAGGGCACUGAAACGCGGGUAAAUGCUCAGGCUGCUGCAUACGAGUACAUGGCUGCGUAUAUUGAAAAUGCCAAAAAGGUUGGCCGCCUUGAAAAUGCAAUUGGUUGGUAUCACAGCCACCCUGGCUACAGCUGCUGGCUCUCUGGGAUUGAUGUUAGUACCCAGAUGCUCAAUCAGCAGUUCCAGGAACCAUUUGUAGCAGUCGUAAUAGAUCCAACAAGAACAAUUUCUGCAGGGAAAGUAAAACUUGGUGCCUUUAGGACAUACCCAAAGGGCUAUAAACCACCUGAUGAAGGACCUUCUGAGUACCAGAGUGUCCCACUUAAUAAAAUAGAAGACUUUGGUGUACACUGCAAACAAUACUAUGCCUUGGAAGUUUCAUAUUUUAAAUCCUCUCUGGACCGCAAAUUGCUUGAACUUUUAUGGAAUAAAUACUGGAUGAACACAUUGAGUUCUUCUAGCUUGCUUACCAAUGCAGACUACACUACUGGUCAGGUCUUUGAUUUGUCUGAAAAAUUGGAGCGGUCAGAAGCCCAACUGGGGCGAGGCAGUUUCAUGCUGGGUUUGGAAACACAUGACCUAAAGUCAGAAGAUAAACUUGCCAAAGCUACAAGAGACAGCUGCAAAACUACCAUAGAAGCAAUUCAUGGAUUGAUGUCUCAGGUUAUUAAGGAUAAACUUUUUAAUCAAAUUAACAUCUCUUAAACAAUCACUGGGUAAUACUUUUGCCUGAAACCCAGUAGGAGAAAAAUUCUCAAGUAGAACUUUGAAACUGUUUACCAAAAACUGAUUAGAAGUAUAAGGUGCUUGUGAAUAUUAGCAACCUGUAAUAAAGUGCUUUGAAAUGAAAAAAAAAAA
Molecule: messenger RNA, 891 nt
Organism: Elephantulus edwardii (Cape elephant shrew)
Lineage: Eukaryota; Metazoa; Chordata; Mammalia; Macroscelidea; Macroscelididae
Product: COP9 signalosome complex subunit 5-like
Exons: 1
Coding region: 1-738 (245 amino acids)
Biological process (GO): protein deneddylation
Cellular component (GO): cytoplasm; COP9 signalosome
Molecular function (GO): deNEDDylase activity; protein binding; metallopeptidase activity
Source: RefSeq, a predicted model, not a curated record